UUAUGUCAUUAUGCGUUACGCUUAAUUCAGCAACUGAAUUUCUUUACUACUGCAAUCAUACUUCCGCCUUGCUUGUAUUAACUUUUGUGUAAAUGAAAUUCGUCUUUUUAAGGAUUUAACAAAAGUAGAGGAAUGGGACCACUUUUAGCAACAACAGCGCUGCUUCUUCUAUUUCACACGGAAUUUGUUCUUACAGAGUGUUCUCCUGGGUGCAUUUCUUGUCUUGACUCAAGAUGCACAAAUUGUGAACCAUCGUACUAUUUAGCCGAUAACAAUUGCCAUCCUUGCCCAGACAAUUGCCUUAGCUGUACAGACCAGACUAACUGCACGAAAUGUAAAUCUAACAAGUGGGGUACAGGUUUGUCACAGUGCUUCCAAGACUGUAGUAAAGAGUGUCUAAAUGGUGAAUGUCAUGAUGACACUGGAUACUGUUUAAAUUGUGAACAUGGAAAAUAUGGACUUACAUGCCAACAAAAUUGUAGUAUCUGUCAGAACGAUAAUUGUGAUUUAUAUAGAUGUGUUGAAGGAUGUAAAUCAGGAUACUUUGAAUAUCAGACUUUUAAUGAUAUCUUUUGUCGGAAAUGUCCAAAGGAUUGUAAAGAAUGUGAAAACGGUAAUGUUUGUCAAAUAUGCAACGACGGCUUUUAUUUGAAUCAACUUUAUUACAAUGGCAACACAUAUGUUAACUGUGCUAAAUGUUUUAAUGAAAAUGAAUGUUCAAAUGUUUGUUUCAUUCAAGGAUGUAAAUUAUGUCAAUUGGUUGAUAACAAGCCAAGAUGCUCAGAUUGCUCUGAGGGAGAAAUAUUUAACGGCAAUUCAUGUGAACAAAUUGCGCACAAGUGCUCACAGGGAUGUUCUACUAACUGUGACAGUUAUGGUAUAUGUUUAGGAAACUGUAAUGAUGGUUGGGCUGGUGAAAGAUGUACCGAAAGAUGUAAUGAAAAAUGCUUGAUAUGCUCAAACAAUGACAGGACUAUUUGUGUACAGUGUAAUGGCAACUUUUACUCAAACAAUUGCAGUUUACUUUGUAGUAAAUCAUGUAAAAUAGAAGAAGGUAAACAAACAUGCACAUUAGAAGACGGUUAUUGCUUAAAUGGAUGUGAACAAAACUACUGGGGCGACACCUGUAUUAACUCCUGUUCUGAGAAUUGCCAAGAUCAUGACUGUGAUAGAAGCACAGGUACAUGUACGAGAGGAUGUAAGGAAGGAUAUUCCUGUGAUAAGUGUGGUCCAAUUACUACAAUAAAUAAAAAAGGUUAA
Ruditapes philippinarum (Manila clam) is the source of this 1260-nucleotide messenger RNA. Its product is annotated as proprotein convertase subtilisin/kexin type 5-like. The transcript has 3 exons. The record is from RefSeq and is a predicted model, not a curated record. Lineage: Eukaryota; Metazoa; Mollusca; Bivalvia; Venerida; Veneridae. The coding region runs from base 133 to 1260 and encodes 375 amino acids.